CGUGGUUUUACCUCGUCUCGGUGGCCAUGGAAGCCCGCGGAGCCCCCAUCAUCCCUCUGAUGCUCACCGCCAUCGCCGCCGCCCGCGAGGACGAUGCCACCACCGUGACGAGCUGCCUUAACACGUUCGCCGAGCGGUUGGAUGACCUUUCCACCCUGUUGCACCGUAUGCACGAGAGCUGUGACCCGCACAUCUUCUACCACCGGAUCCGCCCCUUUCUCGCUGGGAGCAAGAACAUGACUGACGCCGGCCUACCCCACGGUGUCAUCUACGAAGAUGGUUCCGGUAAAGAGACGUACAGCCAGUACGCUGGUGGCAGCAACGCGCAGAGCAGCCUCUUCCAGUUCUUUGACAUUGUUCUGGGCAUUGAGCACCGCCCGACGGGCGAGAAGAAGCCGCAGGGCGCCGGGAGCGAGGAGACGGAACGCCAAGGCCGCGCGCCGCCCCCCAACCACAACUUCAUCACCGAGAUGCGCCGGUACAUGCCGGGCCCGCAUGCGCGCUUCCUCAGCGACGUGCAGGCAGUAGCCAACCUACGUGACUACGUCGAGCGGAACAGCGCCAACCGCCCGCUGGCCGUCGCUUAUGACGCCUGCCUGUCCAUGCUGCGGGCCCUGCGCGACCGCCACAUCGCCAUCGUCACCCGCUACAUCGUCAUCCCCUCGCGCGAGGUCCGCGCCCGCAGCCGCAGCCCGGAGGCCACGCGUCGCAGGGUGAACCUCGCCACCGGCUCCCGCCAGCGCCCCCAGGCGCCGGGUAUUGCGUACCACGCCGAGGAGCCGGACGCUGCGAGCGGCGGCAAGAAGAACCUCAAGGGCACCGGCGGCACCGCGCUGAUAUCGUUCUUGAAGCAGGCGAGAGACGAGACGGGUGAGCCUGCCGUCGAAGAGUGGACCAAGCGGUUCAUGAGCCGCCAGCCGCGGACCGAAGGCCAGGGAGACUUCUUCGCCGGUAAGCCCGAGGAGGGGGCCGGCCUCGAGGUUGCGGCGAACACGGAGGAGGUGACGGUGCCCGGGCUGGCGGGCAGCUGGACUAUGGAUGAUGACGUCGGUGGCAUUUGUAAUUACUAGGGGUAGAGGAACUUGAGAGCGGGAGUUUAGAGCGUUAGCAGAGUAAAGCGAUAUCGCUAAUAGCAUUUUUGACCAACA
Chaetomium fimeti is the source of this 1148-nucleotide messenger RNA. RefSeq names its product Indoleamine 2,3-dioxygenase. Gene Ontology annotation, molecular function: heme binding; metal ion binding; indoleamine 2,3-dioxygenase activity. Gene Ontology annotation, biological process: 'de novo' NAD+ biosynthetic process from L-tryptophan. The record is from RefSeq and is a predicted model, not a curated record. Gene Ontology annotation, cellular component: cytoplasm. The transcript has a single exon. Lineage: Eukaryota; Fungi; Ascomycota; Sordariomycetes; Sordariales; Chaetomiaceae. Bases 27 to 1070 code for a protein of 347 amino acids.